Messenger RNA from Auanema sp. JU1783, 2148 nucleotides. The record is from the annotation of a GenBank genome assembly. Lineage: Eukaryota; Metazoa; Nematoda; Chromadorea; Rhabditida; Rhabditidae.
AUGACGCGACGAUCAGCCAUUAGUGUAUUUCUUCUUUCACUCAUAGCAGCCGUCUCUUGUCAGACGCCCGUUAUCGGAGGAUCCUGUAAAUUAGGAACUUCUGAUGUCCAAAUCGGUGGAAAACAAACACAAUUCUUCUUAAAAUGUGAAGCUGCUUCUGAUAGUGCUGAUGGCGAAGGAGUCUGGGUUGUAAAGUCCAGAGCUGCUUCUCCUCCAGCUCAACAAUCUGUACCUGUUGAGAACUCUCAACCUCAGGCUCGUCCACCAAUGAGAAAGAUGAGCAAUCCAAAUAUCUGUGAACAAGAUAAUGGUGCUCGUGAACAGGAUAGUUGCGCUGUAUCGGCCACUUGUCUUCAAGCUCAUAACGAGAACCCAACCUUCUACUUACAAUGCGAUCAGACGAACAUGCGUUGGGUUAAGAAAUCCUGCCAAGAUGGUUUCCUCUUCAACUUCGAACAACAAACUUGUGUUGUCCCCAAGAGAAGCAACCCAAUCAACCCUCUUUGUCCGGACGGAUCUUCUCCACUUGGACAAUGUCCAUGUUCGACCAAGGAAUUAACCUGCACAGCACAAGGAGUCUGCUGCCGAUAUUCUAAACACAUCAACAGUACGCCAUCAGCAUUGGCUUGUCAACAACCCUGCUCCAAUGCCAGCCCUUGUCCUGAUGGACUUAUAUGCAAUCCGAAAGAUUCAUGUUGUAUCUUCAAUCGAACUGCACACCCUCUUCGUGUACAUGAUGAUCCGACUGCCAUGUCGUUUGUAUCUCCAGCUUCUAUAUUUCUUGGAGCUAACUCCAUAUUCGAGCCUAUCAAGCAAGGAACAAGCUCAGCUUUCCGAGUUAUAAGUCUUGAACCAUCAGCUUAUCAGUCGAUAAACUCGAUGAACUUCGAUAGUAACAUGGAUGCAGCGGUGAUCAGAGUUACAUCAUCGAUGCUAGAAAAGCAACAGACGAAUACAGUUACUACCGUCACUCCACCAUCAACGUCAACAACAACUAAGCGAUCCACAGGAGCAUCAAUGCCUCCAUCAAUCCGUCCAGAUGACUCAUAUCUGAAAACAACCAGAGCAAUUCAUACAACAACCCCGAGAAGCCCGAUUGCUGCAUCAACUCUCAUUCCAACCUUAGAGAACUGUCGUGGUACAAAUGCUAACUGCGAAGAUGAUUCUGAUUGUCCGACUUCGUUCAUCUGUGAUAACGGCUGCUGUAGGCUGCAUCACUGUCCUUAUGGAGGACGAUUAGUACGAUUCUCUUGUACGACAAACUAUCAGUGUGAAGCCGGAGAAACAUGCCUAUUCGGUGGAUGCUGCGUCAUGAAGAGAGAUGAAGCUGUUCUCAGUAUCUCAUCAUCUAAUGACAUUUCGGACCGCUCUUCCUAUCCAUCUGAAGUUGCUGCUGUGGAAGAUGGUCAACCCAUUAUUGAAAUGAAGUCUACUAGUGAGCAUUGCCGAAUUGAUCAUCGUUCUCCAACAUGUAGCUUAGAACGAGCAUGUCCUGAAAACAGUGAUUGCGUCUUUGGUGUCUGUUGUAUGAACUCUGUCAUCCAAUGCCAGUCUGGGAAAUAUGCUCUCACACUACCAGAAAGCUGUAAGACAAAUGAGGAUUGUCCAAUAGGAUCGGAUUGUGAAUAUGGAAGCUGUUGUCCGAAAGACGAACAAACACAAGAAGUGCUGGAAGAGUCAACAGAAGAAACAUCUGCAUAUGAAUCUUUCAUCGAAACCACAACUGCAUCUACGACGAUCAGUAUCGCAUCUACUUUGCCACCAACAAAGCGUCGUUGUUUGUUGGCAAAAACAUGCUCAACCUUAUCUUUGUGUCCGGCACAGUUUACUUGUAUGAGUAACAAGAAGUGUUGUCGUCUGAACUUCAAAUGCCCUUCUGGCAGUGUUCCCGAAUCACAGUGUUCAUCUGACGGAUUGUGUCCUAGCUCUUCUCACUCAUGUAUCACUAUCGAUGACGAGAAAGUCUGCUGUCCUACAGUUUUCCGAGACGAGGGGCACGUGACGAUAUCAAAGCCAUCGAAAAGAUAUUGUCCGAUAGGAAUUUGCAAUGUCCAUCCCCAUAUUAUUGUAACCGAAGAGGGUUAUGUUGUCUCCCAGAACUUCAAUAGAUUCCGACGAAGAGUAUUCUUGCCUUGCAUGCAACCAUAG